AUGUAUUCGAAUCUCUGGAAUUUUACACUCUCUUCAACCAGCACCGUGUUUGAUCGUCGUGACUUCAUCACUGAGGCAUGUUACAUGAAGCAAUUCCAGAGUUUCCACAUAGUACGUCUCUUCGGUAUAGUGAGCAAAUGCACCCCCUCGUCGGCUGUUGGCGUUGCGGCCCGCACAUUUCGUAGUGCUGGAGCUGCUGGAAGCAGCAAUGGGAGUGGUGGAGCGGUAGUUGGUAGUGCCGGCAUCAACAACUCGGGUGCCAGUGCUUCUGCUGGUUCCUCUGGUUUUCCACACACCAAAUUCCACUUCUCGCUAUGUCAACUAUUCUCUGGGGGCGGUGUUGGAGGCUUUUGCCGUCGACGUAAUCGUCGUCCAAAUCGUCAGGCAGUGCCCGUACCCGUGAAAAAGAAACCGUUCGCUCUUAUGGGAGAAGAGACGACUAGUUCUACACUCUAUAGAAAUGGAGAUUCCUCCCUUAAUAGGUCUUUCAAGUCAAACUCGAAUAUUGGCGAUGAGCAGACAGUUGGAAAUGGAACUUGUGGGGAUACAGAAGAUCACCCUGCCGGACGUGAUCGCUUGAGAAGUGGCCGAUUUGGCAACACGCCCUUUUCUCGUCUACUAAGAAGAGCUCAGAAAGAUGGAUCUACUGAUGUCACUCAAAAAACCGGUAAUAACUUAGAUAUUCUGUAA
Messenger RNA from Rodentolepis nana, 690 nucleotides. The record is from the annotation of a GenBank genome assembly. NCBI's taxonomy places the organism in Eukaryota, Metazoa, Platyhelminthes, Cestoda, Cyclophyllidea, Hymenolepididae.